This is a messenger RNA of Apis cerana (Asiatic honeybee), 17446 nucleotides long. RefSeq names its product PDZ domain-containing guanine nucleotide exchange factor. Gene Ontology annotation, cellular component: apical plasma membrane; plasma membrane. Gene Ontology annotation, molecular function: protein binding; guanyl-nucleotide exchange factor activity. The record is from RefSeq and is a predicted model, not a curated record. Gene Ontology annotation, biological process: Ras protein signal transduction. NCBI's taxonomy places the organism in Eukaryota, Metazoa, Arthropoda, Insecta, Hymenoptera, Apidae.
UGUGGAUCUCGCUCGAUGUUUGCGAAUGCGGCGCGGAGGAUGAUGCGUUAGACGACACGUAGCGUUUGCACGGGUCAGUGGCCCGUUUUAUCGCGAAUUUCGCGCCGCGUUUCGUGUUCAUCCGCGUUUAAAGCGAUCAUUUUUUCGCGGUUUGAUCGAGUUUAAUGGUUGGUCGUUUUUUAAAAAUAAUUUCGUCAAGGAAGCUUUGAGUUUGAUCAUUUUAGAUUUGAUUAGAGGAAUUUAUAGAAGCUCGCUAACAUUCUGUGAGCGAAAACGUGCAUAGGUAUAUUUUUUUUCUGUAAAAUAAACGAGGGGAAAAUUAAAGUAAAAGUUAAUUAGAUAUUUGUAAUUUAUUUCUGAUGAAAAUGAAAAUAGAAAUUCAAAGAUAUACCUUGAAAGAAAAUAGUUGCGGAUGGAAUUGUUAGCAGAGUUAAUGGAAUGUGUUCAAAAUGUAUUUAAAUUACGGUUGAAGAUCCAACAGGAAUUUCUGUAUUCUUCGGUGUACAUGGUAAAAUUUGGUGGACGUGGUUCCUUGUAAAUGAAAGCGAAUUAUUAUUGAGGCGAGUGACAUGAAUAUAGAGUGAAAGCGUCCCUUCUUCUUUUUUUUUUUUAGUUUUGUAUAGAAUAGCAAAGGAAGACGUAAUGUAAUUAAUGAAUAUUGGAGCGACGAUGGUUGGAAUUUAUGUCGCGGAUAUUUUAUCAUGUGUGUUCUUUGAUGUUUUGCACCAAGUAGUUGUAGUUUCAGUAGCCAUAAUUUAUGGCAAAUAUUACAUGGAUGAGAAGAGUUAAAUAUAUACGAUCAUCGUCUCGAAUCAGAGCUCUUAAGAUACUCUUAAAUAUUAUAAAAAUUCAAGUAAGACUGAUAGCAAAUUGUGAAGUAUUUACUGAUUGUAAAAAUGUUUUAUAAAUUAGUAAAAAAAUUAAAAUCUUUUCUUCUAUACUUCUCCCCAGAAAAUUUUAUAGAUCCAUUUAUUCCUCUGUGAAAUUUAACAAUAAUUAAGAAUUCGAUCGAGUAUCUAUAAUAUCGGAAAAGUUUCGAUUCUUCGAAUAUCGAAAUAAUUUUUUCCAUAAUUCUUGAUUUACGAAGAUGGAUAAGAAUAGAUUGACGAGAAUCUAUUUUAACUUUCCACAAGAUUUUUGUCAAAUAUUUAAAGAAGAGUGAAUUUCAUAAUCGAGGAAAUAGGAGAGUACAUUUCGAGAGGUAGAAUGUAAUAAGAUUUUAUAAGAUACGUGGGGAUAUGUUUUGCCGGUGAUUUUAUUACGAAAUUCAAUCGAUCGCAGAUCCCUCUUUCACGAAGACUUGUCCAUUGAACCGUGAAGGACUGGCUUAGAUCUAGAAAGCUACGGACAUGUAAUCAUUUUUACUCUGUGGGAACAUAACUGUACCUUAUAACUCUUACUUUAGAAACGAUUAUUAUUCCAAACACGUUCGCUAAACAUUGUAUCGUUCCUCCUUGUUCCUGAAAACAUCAAACUAUGAAUAUUUAUAAAGCUUACAAAAAGUAGAAAUCGUCGUAACUUAGGAACUUAAGAAUCACGAAACGAGGACAAGAUCAUUAUGAAAAAUGGAAUGCCUUUCAGAUUUCUCUGCGUGUAAAAAAAAAAAGAACUUAUAAAAAAAGAAAAAAAAAUAAUUAAAUGAAUAAAUAACGAUCUUGUCGAUUAAUUAAUUGAAAAAUAAUUGAAACAAUUAAUGCAUUCUUCUUAUCACCUGUUAGAUGAAUUUCAAUCGGGAAAAUUAUUUUAUAACAACUACAUGAAAAAUUCGUUUAAAAUAUAAUCUUGACCGUGUGUGAAUUGAUCGUGUAACACGUUCCUGAAGACAUUCUGACCUCUGGUCGAUUCCACGAAGCCACGUAAUGACGUAUACAUCCACACAUGUAUGACUCAAAUCCUCAACUUUCCAUUCAUAUGUUGCGGUCACACGUAGAAUAUUUAACGCCACCAUACCAUGUAAUAAUGGAUAACACAUACGGAUAAUAGAACGCGAAUAAUAGUCUUAUUAAGAAUAAUCAGAGGAAAUUGCAUAAUUUGCGAAAAUAGGAAAAAUUAUUUCUCUUUGUUUCUUUGUCUCCGGGAAAUGCUCUUUCUUUUCGGCAAAGAGCAGAAGAUAUCGGUUUCAUCCUUUCUUUGGAAUUUUUCUCUUAUUAUACGGAACAUUUAUCUCGAAUCGUUGCCAAAAGAAACUGUUUAAAACAUCAUCUUAUAACAAAUCUGAAAGCUUCGUACGAUUAUUCUACGACUCUUCUCCGUCUUCAACCUCUCCCAAAGGAUUUUCUCGAGACGUCAGCCAAGUAGUGCAACCGCAAAUCGGCCACGUUACGCGAUUCCCCGCAAAUGGAACGCCGAUGUUCCAACUUUCGAACGGCCGAAAUCGAAUUCGAACUUUUCUUCGGGGGCUUUGAUUCGACAGGCUUGCAAGGGUUGCUGAGCUAUUUUAAGUCGAUCUCGAGCUGCUUGCGGUUGACGUUGCUGGCUCGUUCACAAAUAUUGGAUUACUUGUUUAGAUGCGAAAAAUCUGUACGAUCGCUCGUUAAAUAAUUGAUUCCGCGUGAAAUUUUUCCUCGCCUGCGAAUGUUCAUUCAUUGCGUUACCCGAUUUAAAGCUAAGUCUUGAUAUAAUUGAAUAUCUUACGAGAAAACAUCCAGUGUUUAUGAAUCAGUAACAAAGACAUUUCUGUUCUUCCUGUGAUAAUGCAAGGUUUUCUGUUACUGCAUUUAUUAUUAUUAUUAUUAUUUAGCUCCAUGCUUCGAAUGAUUGAAUUAUCGAAAUGAGAAGCAACUAAGAAUGAUGUAACGGACGAUCUAUUGUUAAUAUCAUUCAAAAAGAUUCAGCUCGAUUAUCUAUCGAUCGAAAUAAAUAUGAUACAUCUUUCUUUCCUCAAGAUCAUCGAUAAUUAUCUUAUCUCCUCAAAAAAUAUACCAAUCGUUCACGAAUCCUUUUCUCCAAUAUCCUUUUUUUCUUUUAUUCUUUUUCAAGAGCAUAAUUGGUACAUCAUCCCGAUACUUACUACUCCACUAGAUAGACGUUUCUCGUUUUCACGAGAUCGACGUGUCGGUGUACAAAGAACGGACAAAGAACGAAGGAGAAACGGGGAGGGAGAAAAGGAAGAAAAAUUAACAUCCGCGGAGAAGAUAACGAGCUUAUCAAUCGCGUGCCAGACAAACGGCACCAGUCGUGUUUCGUCCCUCGAUCGGUUCGCGCGAAAGUCACGUUUCGAUUUCGAUUCAUUCGGUCCACAACGUACGUUCAGGAAUUAAUGAAAAAUUUCCUCAAGAAUUCCAUCGAGUGAGUGAAUCGAGUGAACCGAGCUAAUGGUGAGAGAAGAAGCGUGCCUCGUCUUCGAUUCGUUCGCGAUUUAACGCUCCUUCUAAAAUUUCACAAUUGAUUAUUCGCUCGUGGCUCGAAGAAAUUGAGGUAAAAGAAAGAAAAAAAAAAAGAAUUGGAGAUGAAAUAUCGUUGAAGAAUACCAUUGGAAUUGUGGAUCAGAAGAAAAAGCUGUUUUGCAAAUUCGUUCGGAGUUGGAGGAUUAUUGGAGUGGACUGUUGGUGUUUUGGUCGCGAUAUCUUGCUCUCCGUCUUUUUGUGCAUCUUCUGGGAAUCCUUUCCUUUCCAGGAAAUGCAUUUUACGGGGAAAGGGACGGGAUUGAAUGAAGUUUUGUGCAAUUUUUAUCUGUCAAGGACGGGCACGUUCUUCGCGCUCUAUUGGAAAACUUGUAUGUUCGUGUCCAUGUUCUUUUUUAGGUGUUAUAGAUUUUAUAGAAAAAAAUUUCCAUUCGAGAUCGAGGAAAAGAAAAUCUCUCUUCGAUGAGUUGAUUUAUCAAAAAGAAAAAAAAAUGAAUUAAAUUAGUUUAAAAGUGAUAAAUAUAUAAUAAUAAAAUAAUUUAAAUUAAUCCAGAAAAAUUUAGCUGUAUGUUUGCACAGACUUGUUAUUAAUUUGUCGGGAAUGACAAUUUUUAUCUGUAAUUUCGUUAUCGAUUUAAUCAGCUGAAGAUAUCGCCGUUGGCUUAGUCAUAUUUCUUUUGUUUUGCGUUCGCAUUCUUUAGGUUUAAGAUGUUACAGUGCAAUUUAUUGGAAAUAAAUAUAAUUAGAAUUGGAAAUCAAGUUCGAAGCAAGAGGUUGGAAUUUUUUUCAGCUUCGCGAUUCAAUUGAAAAUAAUUAAAGCUCGUGUCGACGAGAAAAGGAACGAGAUAUUUCGAUAUCUUUAUUACGUAUUUUACAACUCGUGGAUUUUAUUCAAAUCUAAUUAACAAUGUUCUACUUAAUUUUUUUUUAUAUAUCUCUGUCGUGCUCGCCGCAAAAAAAUUUUCCACUCGCUAAACUAGUUCAAUCGUGCAGCAACUAAGUAAUAAACCCUUUCUUUCUUUUCUCUUUUCCUACAUACUGGUUUAUAUAAUUGUUAAAUAACCAAAUCUCGUGUAACGUAAUACAAAAUCCAUAAUUAAUAAUUAAUAUUAAUAUUAAUAAAACAAAAAUAUAACUCAUACCUGACAUCGUAUUGAACAAAAAACUGGCCUCUUCGUUAACAAUAUAUUUUCACUUUCUUCCAUCCGUUAAUUAAAUAAUUCCAAUAUAACAAAUAAAUAACCCUAACCCUGCUCCAAACACAUCCUCUCCUCUUCUUCAAAAUCAUUCCCCAAAAUCUAUUCACGUGUCUUCUCCGCUCUUCUCGUUGCAUCCUCGAUGUGCUAGAAUUUUCUAGUAGCAAAUAGACGACAAGCGAGUGUAAAGGCGAGGGAAAAAGGCCUUCUUUCGAGAAACGGAGCGCGACAUAGAACCUAAAGAACAAAAAGAAAAGGAAAUAGAGAAAGAAAAAAAGAGGAGAGAGAAGUGUGAGACAGUUUCGCGAGAGGGAGAGGGGUUCGUUGUCGGGACGGAAUUUCACGAGCGUAGUUUCUCGUCUCGCAACGAGUUUUUCGUUUGUGUGACGCCAAUGGUGUCGAGACGAGGGGCCGCAGGAAGAACCGAAAAUAAAGUAGACAGCCGACGAGAAACGCGUAUGAAUAUGCGCCCGCUCUCUCUGCCCGUGUACACGCCACAAGCCUUCCUCCUGUUGGUCCGGCCUGAGUAGGAAAUUUUUAGCUCGUCGGUGAUGUGUGCAUCACAAAUUCUCGCGUUGCAACCGACCCCUGAGGCGGUUGGUCCGCCUCAUCCGUCACCGCGUCGUACUCUUAUUAAUUCGUCUUAAUAAUUGUACAGUCGUUGGAGUGGAUAUCCACAUCCGUGUAAAUAUUUCUCGACGGUCGUUGUUGUCUCGUCUUCGUACAUUGUAAGGGGAGCGGCAUUUUUCCCCUGCUCCUUUAUCCGCCUCUUGUAGAGGUUGCUCUGAAAAGAAGAGAAAUUGGUAGGUUGGAUCGAGGAGCGACAGGUGAAAUUAAGUUACGGAGUUUGCGGUUUGGCCGAGUUGCGAUUUGAGAUUUUAUUCUUGAGAGGUGGAUAAUUGGACGUUUCUUGGUAAUUCUCUUCGAAUUUUUGUAUUCUCUUUCUUACUUUUGCAUUCUUUUUAAAAUAAACGUCGUCAAGUUUUCUCCUCGUCCAAGUAUUGCACGGUGGUUUUCACUUCUUUAGACGGCAAGUGGCUGCAUUUAUUUUCUCUUGUAUAACUGGAAUUAUUUUCCUCUCGCGUGGAUUAUUUGAAUCGUAGAAAUCUCUCUGCUUAGGACGCUUCAUAGAAAGGUUUUUUAGGCUUCGUUCGAGAGCUAGAGCCUCGAAUUUUUCACAGGGGACGCCGCCAAUCCGGCAUCGCUUUCUACGACGCGACACGUGUUCAAAACCAUGUGUCACCGGGCCUCCAUAAAAAUCACACAGAAGCAGAAUUUUGUUAGAACAGGGUCGAUGGUCGGCACAGCAUACUUUCUUUUUCAAGAACACUUCAGUUUUAGCAUGCAUUUUUAGCCGUGUUCUGCGCUCUUCUCCUCUUGUUAGGUUUUUACGAUGGUGUUAGUUGUAAUGAAGCAUGUGAUGCCUUUUUUUUUAUGCCUAUGCGAGAGAUGAAAUGUUUUUUAGUAUUCUGACGUUAUAGCAGUAUAAAAUGAGACGGGGUUUGCCACGAAGGUUUCACGAUUAGGUCUUUCGAGGUUUAUGAUAAUGCAAUGUAAUAAUGUAAAAAUAUUCGUUUUUCUCAUAUUUCUUGAAAUUUUUAUACGCGAUUUUAUGAAUAUUUUAUAUUUGUGGUUUCUUUCUUUCUUUUUCUUUUUUUUCUUUUUUUAAAUUUUUGGAUUCAUAAAGAUAUUUCACGAAAUAGUUUAUGAUACUAUUUUUCAUCAUUUUCGAGGAAUGUUCAUUCAUAUUGUCGUAGAUUUUUCAAAUUUCGCCUUCGAACUUUAGCGUCGCCAGUAAAUAUAGAUUUUAUUUCAAGGAUGUAAUUUAUCUCGCCGCGUGUAAUCCUCGCAAACAAAAAUUUUUAAGACUAUAAGACUAUAAUUGUCUAUUUAUUUAUUUUCACACUCGUCAAAACUUCUUAAAAUUACUUUCAUUCUUUCUUAUCGCGCAAUCUCGCCAAAUUUCACAACUCUCAAUUCUUAAAGAAAACGAUUCGAUGAAUAUUUUAAUUACAUAUUUCCAUAAACUCAAUUUAAAAAAACUUACACUCAAAUCCGUCUAAUCGGUUCGUAUCCCCUCCCAAAAAAAUUCGCCAAUUUUUUUUUCCAAUUCGCCAAUUUAAUCGCAAAAAUUAAUUAAAAAUCUCCCGCCAAUCUCCAUCGAUCUCGACGAAUUCCUCAUCGAUUCGAUCGCGGUCAUUCAGCAUUGUCAAAGCCGCGAGUUAUUCUAUCGGCGAAACGCUCCAUUAGCCCACGAUAAACGCUAUCACGCGUCCCAUUUUACGCCGUCCCAUACGAUCUGACAGCGCCAAGUAUCGCUGGCCUACGUCACUGCGUGCGUAGUCACGUGACUGGUCGAGUCACUCUUUGGCCCUCAAGAAUCGUGAACGAUUCAGUUUAUCGUGACCCGCGAUGCGCUCGGCACCGUGCGUUUACAUCUCUUAUACCAUUGCCCCUCUCGCUCUGGCGAGUCUUAACCUCUUUCAACCUCUUUUUUCACGGUUAAUCCGAAGAUAUUUCGACCUUGAUACAGCGAUCGAUUCACCGUGAACGUUUUAUCGCGGAUCGGUUAUCGGCGACUUAUUAACCGGCCGUCUCGAAGUGUGCCAUUUUAACGAGGACAGCCUGUCGUCGCACGCCUGUCGUCUAGCACGAGUUUUACUUUUGACACGUUUCUGUGGAUCCAAUAGUGGCGGUGUUAAUACAAUUAAAAACAUCGAUUAAUUUCGAAAAGAUUACGUGAUUUUUGUUUUUUUUUUUUCUUCUUUUCUAUAUUGCUUUAUGAAAGAGAUGAAGAGGAGAGGUGAAAACACGAAUGUGAAAUGGCGUAUACUCACGAUUGAUAGUUCCAUUGGAGACCUAUAUUACAGUUUUUAAACGGGUAUCCAGAAGCCGAGCAUUAAAAAGUGAAAGGGGCACUCGUGGAGAAAUUUUAUUUCUCUGUGAUUUUUCUCGAGUGGUUUUCUUUUAUUAUACCGUGCACGAAGUACGUGAUAACGUAUCGAGGAAUUGUACACGUUGGUCGAUUUUAUCGAGUGGUGUUUGGAAAGUCGAAGGAGAGUCUGAAGUUGAAGGUAAUAUACUGUAGUAGUGGUGUGAGUGAUGAACGAGACGAGGGACAAAGGUGUGCUCGAAGGUGCGGUGUGAAAUGGAUACUGGAGAUAGUGGUUGAACGACAAAAGGGAAAAGUUUCGAUCUACGAAAAUGUUGAAGCACAUGAAUCGGACCGGACGACCUCGGGUCAUCGUGAGGAAGAGGAAAGGUCGUUCGUUGUCCAGAAGUUGGCCUGGUACACCGAGGCCCUUAUCGAUCGUUUCGAACGAGAUCGACUACCCGGAAUUACAUGGAGGAAGGAUGCAUCGACCACCGCACCCUCAUCCCAUAACUGACCAUCGACAGGUCAAUUUGGUCUUCGAUGACACGUUUUCUCAAGGCCUGACAGGCAGGCCAGAGUUAUACCAAAAGUCCAACAGAAGCAGCCAUUCGAGUGACACAAGUUCAGCAUAUAGUGGUUCAGACACUAUGACAUCUGUACAAGGAUCAUUAGAUGCAGAUCCAGAUGCAGAUGAUGUUGAUCUAUCAGGACUUGUCGAAUCCAUAGUGGAUAGUGAUGAAGAAGAAGAUCUUGCAGAAAGCAUGGAUAGCUUGACUGUCCGUGAUCCUGUCAGAGAAUGUUUAGAAAAAGAUCCUAUGGAAAGGACAGAAGAUGAUAUAGAAACACUCUUAGAAUUCACACAACAAUUAAAGGCCUUUACAAAUAUGACUUUGGCAGUAAGAAGAGCGCUGUGCGCUGUCAUGGUAUUUGCUGUAGUUGAACGUGCUGGUAUGAUAGUUUUGAAUGAUGGAGAAGAAUUAGAUAGUUGGAGUGUGCUUAUAAAUGGUGCUGUGGAAAUUGAGCAUAGCAAUGGAGAAAUUGAACAACUGCACCUUGGUGACAGUUUUGGAAUUUUGCCCACUAUGGAAAGACUUUUGCAUAGAGGUGUUAUGAGAACAAAAUGUGAUGAUUGCCAGUUCGUUUGUGUUACUCAGGCAGAUUAUUUCAGAAUUCAACAUCAAGGAGAAGAAAAUACAAGGCGGCAUGAAGAAAAUGGGAGAGUAAUUCUAGUAACAGAGUUAAGAGGUGCUUUAGAUGGCGGAGCACGCAGAGGUCAUGUAGUUAUUCGCGGAACUCCUGAACGUUUAAUGUUACAACUUAUCGAAGAAAACAGUAUUACUGAUCCUACUUAUAUAGAAGAUUUCUUAUUAACCCAUCGAACAUUUAUUGAUAGUCCCUUGUUAGUUGCAAGUCAAUUGCUAGAAUGGUUUGAUCAAGCACAAGUCAGAGAUAGAGUUGCCCGUGUAGUACUUCUUUGGGUAAAUAAUCAUUUCACUGAUUUUGAAACUGAUCCUGCUAUGAUGGAAUUUCUAGAAGCGUUUGAAGCUGGAUUAGAAAGAGAAAAAAUGCAAGGACAACAAAGAUUAUUAAAUAUUGCGUGUGCAGCAAAAGCGAGAACGCGGAAUGUAACAUUAGCAAGACCAACUAGGGAUGAAGUCUUACAUUUUAGUAUUUUGGGAGGGUAUGAAAGGGGUUUCGGUAUUUUUAUUUCAAAAGUGGAUAAAAAAUCAAAGGCUGAAGAUGUUGGUUUGAAACGUGGUGAUCAAAUUUUAGAAGUAAAUGGACAAAGUUUUGAACACGUGAAUCAUGCCAGAGCUCUUGAAAUUUUAAGGGGAUCUACUCAUCUUAGUAUAACUGUUAAAUCAAAUUUACUUGAAAUGCUUCAGAUGCCAGAUGAUUCGCCAAGACCGCGGGGAAGAGCAAACAAAUCCGAAAUUUCAAGAUUACAAUCAGAUCCACGUGCGAGGUUGUCAACGCAUGUGGAUACAGUAACUCCAGUAAAUCCAUUGAAUCCUUUGGUGGGUGGUGUACCAUUAUUAAUUCCUGAUUCUAACGUUUCUCCUUGUAAAGACGCUAAAAAGGAACAUAAAGGAUUCAUGACUCUUGGACCCAAAAAGAAAUUACAAAAAGCUCUCAUAAAAAUGAAUAUACUGCCAAAGAAUACUAUUAAUGAUGGUGUACAUGUAGAUGAUCCUCUUGCACCUCCUCAUACACCACCAGGAACAGGAGGACUUGCACAAACUACUAAUCUUUAUCACUCAAAAAGUAAUCCUGACCUUACAUCAUUGUAUUGCUAUGAUGAUUUAAGAGCACCUGACUAUCCAGAACAUGUUCUAAAAGUUUAUAAAGCUGAUCAAACUUGUAAAUAUCUUCUUAUUCACAAAGAAACAACAGCACACGAGGUGGUGAUGCUUGCUCUUCAAGAAUUUGGUAUAACUGAAGGUAGUUCGAAUUUUUCUUUAGCUGAAGUUAGUGUUGGAGAAGGAGGUAUGAUUAAACAACGCAGGUUACCUGACCAAUUGCAAAAUCUUGCGGAACGAAUUGGUUUAAGUUCUCGAUAUUAUUUAAAAACUAAUGGUAUUUCGGAGACUUUUGUAGCAGACGAACAAGCGCCAGAACUCAUACGCGAAUCUCAGGUUCAUUUCUUACAAUUAAAUGCAGUUGAAGUUGCAAUUCAAUUGACUCUACAAGAUUUCAGUAUAUUCAGGCAAAUUGAAUCUACAGAAUACGUGGAUGAUUUGUUCGAAUUAAAGAGUAGAUAUGGAGUGCCAAUGCUCAGGCAAUUUGCAGAACUAGUCAACAGAGAAAUGUUUUGGGUUGUGACAGAAGUUUGUUCUGAACACAAUCUCGUUCGACGUAGUAAAAUAAUAAAACAAUUUAUAAAAAUAGCAAGACAGUGUAAAGAAUGUAAGAAUUUCAAUUCUAUGUUUGCAAUUGUAUCUGGUUUGGGUCAUGGAGCUGUAUCCAGAUUAAGAGCUUCUUGGGAAAAACUGCCAAGUAAAUAUCAAAGGCUAUUUAGUGAUCUUCAAGAAUUAAUGGAUCCUAGCCGUAAUAUGAGUAAAUAUCGACAAUUGGUAGCAUCUGAACAAACGCAACCUCCCAUAAUUCCAUUUUAUCCAGUAGUGAAGAAAGAUUUAACAUUUAUACAUCUUGGUAACGAUUCUAGAGUGGAAGGUUUGGUGAAUUUCGAAAAGUUGAGGAUGAUCGCAAAAGAAGUAAGAACAUUAACGAAUAUGUGUUCUUCGCCAUAUGAUUUAUCGAUAAUGUUAGAAAGAGGUGGCCAACCACCUAGUUCUGCUAUGGUUGCGUUAAAUCAAAUGACAACUGGCAAUCAAGUGUUACAAUGUCCAGGAGGACAGACAGCUACGGUGAAAAGACGAAAAAAAUCUACCGCUGCACCGAAUCCGAAAAAAAUGUUUGAAGAAGCACAAAUGGUUCGAAGAGUAAAAGCAUACCUUGCCAAUAUGAAAGUAAUAACUGACGAGGAGCGGUUACACGCUUUGUCUGUGGAAUGUGAACCUCACGCGGGAGCUGCCGCAGUAGCUGCGGUACCUCUUAAUGCGAGCAGAGGGAGGAGACAUCCUUCUCCUACUCUAUCGACUACAAGCAGUGCCAGCAGCACUAGCGAAGGUAGAAAGAGUAUACAAGGUACAAAGUUCGGAGCAGCAUCGCCACAAGCAGUACGAAAAAUGUUGGCGCUUUCCGACCCCCAUAAAACUCGUCCCUACCAACCAAAACAUUGUCCACCGCCGCUUCCAGUGCCGGGAUUGGCAUUACAUUCCAGCGGACUGGAGCCUAGUCCCGGUGCACCUAGGAGAGUAGGAUCUGGUAGCCGAGUUCCUAUGCAUGAGAGAUCCCAUAGCGAUACUCCUUCCAGUUUACCACCACCUGUCGAUCUCAGUGCUGAAAGUAGUAGCGUAACCAGCCUGAGCAAUCUUCAGCCAUUAAGAAAAACGUUGACCAGUGGUUCGGUGACGAGCAGUGACAGUGGUCACAGUACGCAACUGGACAGCCACAGCGGAAGCAGCGUAGAAGCUGGUGGUAGUCCACCGCCACCUCAAAGACGGCACUCCGCUAUGCAAGGGUCUGUUUUGAGAGGUGGUGCACCUCCGUUCCCUCACGCGGUAGCAGUGUUACCUCCGCUUCCUGCCAACCACAACCAGAACCACAACCACAAUCAUCAUCACCACCACCACCACCACCACCACCAUCACCACCACCAACAUUAUUACGAUCAUCACCAUCACCAACCCCAAAAUCCUCAAGGUACUACGGGAUUAGGAGUAGGCGUGGGCCUAGGAGUGCCGGCGGCUCUUCCACCCCCAGGAGCUGGGACUACGAUUAUGACGACGAUGACUACCAUGACUACCAUGACGUCGAUGACGACGAUGCGUCCAGGAAUCGGUAGCGCGCAGUGCCGUCAACCGCCUGCUUACAAAGUUGCGGCCCAGAUGGCAAGGUUGCACAGGCUUGGCCGUGCCCACAGCCACGAGGGUGUUACCUACAGGAACGACCAUGAAGAUGACGACGAAGAAUCAGCCCAAGUAUCAGCAGUUUAAAAUGGUUCACGAGACAUGCGAGGACUCAUCCCUAUUCUUCUUUUCCCACGACCAAGAGGAGCAUGUUCGUCGUGCCACGUGUUAGACGAUUCCCUUAUCAAAAGGGAUCAAAAACGAUUCGCGAGACGUGCAACCCUCUUUCAAUCGGGUUCUCGUACGAGGCAAAAACUGUAUCGAGGAAUUCGCUCGAGGACCAACGGGGUGCACACAAGAAAUGCAAAAAUAAUCGACACACACACGCACAGUGCUUUCAUGCCGGAGAGUUCUCGAUUGUCAGGCCGGAUUUAAAGGAACUCUUUUGGAGAAGAACGCGUUUCGAGCAAGAGGAAAGAAACGCUCGUCUUCCAGAACUAAUAUAAUAAAGAAAAUAAGAAGAAGAAAAAAGGGUGGAAACAGAAGAGAAGUUUAGAAUCUCGAGCUACGCCCGUUAGAAUUCCACGAGGGCACCGAACGAAUAACGAGUAUGUAAUAUCUUAUUCAAAGAGUACUUUGAAGGGAAGCAAAGACGGAGAGAAAAGACAUACAGAUAUAGAAUAUAAUGUUUGUAUCAGACUGGAUGAGAAUGUUGGUCCGAUACGAAGGUGCCACGUCGAGUUUCACGUAGCGGCUACUCAGAGAGAGAAAGAGAGACUAGGCGCGAGAAAUUUACGGUCAUAAGUAAUAAUUCUCUAUAAAUGUGUAAUAAAUCGAGUCCAAAGAUGUUAUAUAUACCGCGUAAUCGUCGGAGGGAGUACGAAUGACAGCGUGUCCUGUAUUAUAUUACUUUUUAGGCUAACCCCCGAACGCCCAGAGUAGCUUAAGUAUACGUUUUUUGAUGUACAUAGCGUGUAGCGUUUAAUGUAGUGUGUAAUAUGGGCAAGAGUGAUGUGUGUCUUUAUGGGUUUAUAUAAGUGCGUAUGUGAAGACGAGAGAUAAUAGGAAAUUCUAUAUCAAGCCGAAUGUAUAUUCAAGUUCUUUUAUAUUUUUCUUUUAUAAUUUUCUCCUUCGAUACAUUUCGUCUCUACGAAAACUCAUUUUUUUUUUUUUUUUUUAUAUAUAUUUCAAUUAUCACAAUUCGACCUAUGUGUUUUUAUCCGAUUUAUUAUUAUUAUUUUUUUUAAGAAUCAUCCACAAUGUUUUUAAAUAUUUUUUUUUCUUUUCUUUUCUUUUCGCUUACUAUGUAAUACGCGAAUAUUAUUUACAUGGCUCCCAAAAGCAUAAAAAUUUAUCGUAUCGAUGGCGUUUAAGAAAAACCCAAUUUUUACGGCUUCGAUGUAUGUGUAUGUGAAAUUUUAUCGUUGACGCGAUCAUAAGUACAAAGUAUUUUUCGAGGGACUAUAAUGAGAAGAACGAACGACGAGUCAUUUGUAGAAGAGCGUAUUGUAAGAAGAAUGUGUAUCGUUCCUGGGCUUUGGAAAUUCUUUUUUUUUCUUUUUUUUUUUUUUUUAUUAAGUUCUAUCCACGAUAUACGAGUGAAUUUAUAUGGCUCGUAGUAUUUUAAUCAGCCUCUAAUAUAAUAUCCAGCGCGAGUGUAUGUUAGAUAGGAACGAGAGAAAGAGAGAAGAAUCGAUCGUCAGUAAAAUUAAUAUUAAAAGUCGUGCGUUUAAUGAGUUUAAAGAGUGGGAGAAAGAGAGAGAGAGAGAGAGAAAGAGAGAGAGAGAGAGAGAGAGAGAGAGAAAGAGAGAGAGAGAGAGAGAAAGAGAGAAAUAUGCAUGCAUGCGCGUUCGAAUGAAUGAAAGAAAGAAAGAAAGAUAGAGGAAAUAAAUAUAACAACAAGGUAUUAAACGUUUCAGGAAGGAAAUUGAGAGGAUAUAAUAAUCGAUAUGCAUCGCGUAUGCUCAACUUAUUUUUACCGAAUAACUAAUUAAUUAUUAAUCGAAAAUGAAUUUUAGAUCUGCUGUAACUUAUAUUUCUCGAUCUUCUCGAAUUCGAUCUGUCGUUAUCGAAAAAUAAUAUUAAUUGAGCACCGAAACGCAUUUGUCGGUAACUAAUAUUUUCCGAAAUUUUAUCAGUAUCACGGUACUUUUAGUUUUAUAUAAAAAAAAAUAUAUAUUAUAAAUAUAUAAAUAUAUAAAUAUAUAAAUAUAAUAUCUAUUAUAUGUAUAAUCCGCGCCGUGCGAGAAGAGCGUGUUAAACGAAAGAGAACGAGCAGACCGACUCUUUCUAGCCUCUGUCCUAAGGAGAUAAGACUCUCAAAAGAGGGGAAGAUUCUCAAAAAAUUAUAUAUCGGCUCGUUUCGUCGACAGGCUGCGACGAAAUUAUCAACAAUAAUUCAGAAAAACUAAAAUAUAUUCACGGUGCGAUAUAAAGAUGCGUUUUGUAUGGACGGAAUUGUACGACUGAAAAUUUCAUUCUUUCUUAUACUCGAAAAUAUCAAAGAUGAAGGGAAAAGAUAACGAACGCGGAUUUAUUAGGACAGAGAAGGCCUAACUUCAAAGGCAUCUCCUUUCGCGACGAACGAUCUGCCAAAAUGCGCGUAGAAAACAAGCAGCAGUCUCGAGGAUUAACACGGUGCUUCCUCCCUCUAUCGUAUUCUAGCUUGAAACGCUCGAAGUUCUUAAAAAAAAAAAAAAAAAAAAGUUUUUUUAAAAAAAAGAAAAGUCUCGAAAGAAUUCUUGACAAAAUUUUUUUUAAGAUUUUCGAGCGUCUCGUAUAUUAUAUCGACAUUCCACGUUGUUGCGACCUGUCGAAUCGUGAAUCGUGCCCCGACACAAAUGCUUCCCAAAUGCGACAGACUGUUCCGAAAUAUGUUUAAAUAUUACAUCUAUCCUGGAAAAUGUAUAAAAGACACGGAUAAAUCGUCGAACACCGUGCUGAUCCUCGCCACGUUCGACCCGCGCGGAAAGAUGGAUUUUCGCGCGGAUCCUGCGGAAAUGGCGACAUUUACUGCAUAUUCAUAUUAAUAUCUCUUUGUACAUAUCCUUUAAUGAACUUUUAAAUAUUAUUAAUUAAUCUCGAACGUUCUCGAAGGAAGUGUUUGGUAAUAAUAAAAUAAUAGCGAGCGUUGUGUCCAGCAGCAUUUAAAAUAUCGAUCGAGAGAAAAAGGUUCUUCGAGCGUAGAAAGAAGAAACGAACGAAACAGGCAGGGAACCGAUGCUAUUUCCGUUCUGUUUUUCUUUUUUAUUCGAAAGUAUUGUAAGAUCGAUCAUCCGUUAUCUCGUUUGCGUUUUUUUUUUUUUUGUUUUUUUUCUUUUCCAAGACAUUUCUGAACGAUCUUCCUGUUUUUUUUUUCUCUCUCUUCGCACCUUUGGCGGUUCAAGGAUACAUGGUCCAUUCCAGGGAGCAUUUACGCCUUUCCUUACCGAUUUUCGCGAUUACUGUGAUUCUGUUUAUUUUUUGAGAAUUCUUCCUGAGAGAUCUUUCUUAAAAAAAGAUCCAACGAACUAUACCAGUUACAUUUUCUCGUGAAAAUUCAAUUGUGCUAGUCGAUACGAAAUUAAAAUAUUACUAAUAUUUACUAAUACAAUAUAAUUUUAUCGUAAUUUAUCGUAACCAAUAUAAUUUUAUCGUAAGCGAACCUCUAAAUAUUGAAUUUCUUCGUGAAAUGUAAACUAGGUGAAAGGAAAAUUCUCGAAAACGAGCGGAAUAAUCGAAUUGCGAAGAGGACGGUAAACGAUGAUUGUCAAGUUCGAAUAGUCUUGAAUUGCCGAAGCUCGAUCCUUCCUUUUUCCCUUAAUUAUUUCGAACGAAACGAUCCACCUUGUCGUAGAGUUUGUACAAUGCGAGCGUGUGAGUAUGUUUGUUGAGAAAAAGAUAUAUAUACAUACAUACAUACACACACAGACACACAUAUAUAUAUAUAUACAUAGAGAGAGAGAGAGAGAGAAAGUCAAAAUAUGUAGAAAAACCUUUAAACUUUCUUCUUCCACGAGCUCUGUCCCUCUUACUCCCUUAAUUUUUAUCCCUCGAUGACUUCUUUUUACUUUUUAUUUAAUGCUCCUUGCCCUCCCUCCCGUUCUCCUCUGUUGUUUUUAAUUAUUUAUAUUAACUCGAGAAUGGAGCGACUGCGAGUCGUGGUCGGCACGAGCAACAACAACAAAAAAAAAAGGAAAACGGAGAUACGACAACCUCUUUUGUAUUUAAUUUGUUUAAUAAAAAAAUCAUGGAUCAUAGUACAACAUUCCCGAUUGCGUUUUGGUUAACAUCAAGGGAACCAGAACUCGUUUAUUUCUUUUCUUCUUCAUUUUUCAUCCGAAAACACGCGUCGUUCGUCCUAAACUCCUCGACUCCUCCUCCGAUCCGUUAUUCCUCGUUACGAAGAAAAACGAGGGAAAAGUAAAUUAAAAAGAAAGAAAGAAAGAAAGAAAGAGAAGAGACUAAUAAAACGAAACAAGUACAAAGGAAACGAUAUCGAUGAUAAUCGAACAACCAAAAAAAAAAAAAAAAAAGAAGAAAAACGACAAGACGGAGAUAGAAGAUAGAACAAGCUCGUUCGUCAUCGAAUUGGCUCACGUUUUUUAAAGAUUUUUUUUUGUUUUUUCUUUUGUACAUAAUAAAGAGGAACAUGCGCGUGAGAUGCGCCAUUCUUUCCGCGAUUUUUUCACUUGGGUUUUCACUUCUUUCGACCGAACUCUGCGUACGGUACACGUUAUUGACGAAACGACCAUGCUAAAUCGAGAGAAAGCAUCGAAUUUUUCCACGAACGCCACUGGAUUUUGCCUUAGAAACCGAAAAAAAAAAAGGAUGUAGAACCAAAUUAUAUGUACGAUCGAAGAUAACACGGACGAGACGACGAUCAUUAUUGUAAUCGUUCCGAUUCUUUGCUCUAAGAUGAAAGCAUUUUAACCCAUUAUUUGGCGAUUAAUCGAAGGUAAAUUUGUUAUCUUUUAAACUUUUCUUUUUUAAUCAACGAGAUUUACGUAGUAAUUUUUCGUAAUUUGAUUUUUAUUUUUGGAAAAAUGAUUUUAGGAGAGUAUGCGAUUUUUGAACGUUUAAAUUCUAAUCUCUCGAUUUUGUUUCAUAUAGAUAAAGAAAAAGAUCCGUAACGUGAAUUUUUUUUAAACUGAUUCGAGCAACUGAAACCUUGAUACUUCAAAAAUUCGAAAUACGAAAAUGAGGAAGUAUAUUUUUAUUGAAAAAAAAAAAAAAAAAAACGAAAAUGAAUGAUGGCCAAAUAAAGGGUUAAAAGAAUCGUAUUUUUAUAAAGUUUAUUACGAUAUUAAGGUGAAAAUAUCAAAGGUCAAUGAGAAGUUACCGUACAUAAGAGAAGAAUACGUGGGAACGAAACUGGUGGUGAUACUAUUGCUACUAUUUUGUACGAUAUGAUGUUUUUGUAUAUCUGUCUACCGUAUGUAUAUAUACAUAGGAACGAAGUCUACCGAUUAUUGAAUAGAUGGUUCAAAUUGUAUCGAACACGUAUUAAACAAUUUGUAGCGUGGCGGACACAAAACUCCGGUUGUAUUUACCAUGAGUCACACAUAGAUGUUGUUCCCAUUAAUGUACACCUGUAAAAUCCCUAUCGAACAAUAUAUGAACUACUAAAGGAUUGGUAAA